Austrofundulus limnaeus is the source of this 725-nucleotide messenger RNA. RefSeq lists its product as uncharacterized. The coding region runs from base 1 to 573 and encodes 190 amino acids. Lineage: Eukaryota; Metazoa; Chordata; Actinopteri; Cyprinodontiformes; Rivulidae. The record is from RefSeq and is a predicted model, not a curated record. The transcript has 4 exons.
AUGUUGUGUCCCAGGUGUGCCUGGUUCACCUGCUGCUCCCAGAGUUCAGACUGUCAGGAAGACACUGACAGGCCUGCUGUGGACUGGUCUCACUCAGCAGACCCUCACAGCUGCAGACCCUCACAGCUGCAGACCCUCACAGCUGCAGACCCUCACAGCUGCAGACCCUCACAGCUGCAGACCCUCACAGCUGUAGACCCUCUGAGCUGCAGACCCUCACAGCUGCAGACCCUCACAGCUGCAGACCCUCUGAGCUGCAGACCCUCUGAGCUGCAGACCCUCACAGCUGCAGACCCUCUGAGCUGCAGACCCUCUGAGCUGCAGACCCUCACAGCUGCAGACCCUCUGAGCUGCAGACCCUCACAGCUGCAGACCCUCACAGCUACAGACCCUCUGAGCUACAGACCCUCACAGCUACAGACCCUCACAGCUACAGACCCUCACAGUUACAGACACUCACAGUUACAGACCCUCACAGCUACAGACCCUCUGAGCUGCAGACCCUCACAGAUGCAGACCCUCACAGAUGCAGACCCUCUGAGCUACAGAUCCUCACAGCUGCAGACCCUCUGAGCUGCAGACCCUCACAGUUACAGACCCUCACAGCUGCAGACCCUCACAGCUGCAGACCCUCACAGCUGCAGACCCUCACAGUUACAGACCCUCACAGUUACAGACCCUCACAGCUGCAGACCCUCACAGCUGCAGACCCUCUGAGCUACAGA